UGGUUCGGUUAAAAACAGAAAACUUUUCUACACAAACGCAUUUGGUAACUUGCAUUCCCGGUAAAUUUGCGCGAAAAGCUGAUAAAUUGUGUCUAAACUAGCUAGAAUAAGUUAAAAAGGCGAUUUACUAAAGCAACAACUAAGUUGCGCCUAGCGGUUAUGUUUUUGCCGCUCUCUUCCGGCAGAAGAUCGUAAACAAUUUUGCUUGAAAUUUCCCGCCGGAGUGGCCGCCUAACUUACACCGAAUCAGAAUGAGCCAACUGGAGCGUUCGCUGCUGCUGCUGGACGAGUCCGUGGUCAAGUCGAAGCGGGGCUUGCUUCGGGCCAAAGACCGUGAAUUCCGCAGCCCGCAUCUCCACCAAACGUUGGACGAUUCGAGCGCGAUGGACUUUGACCUGUCGGUGACGGUCGGGCCGCAGGAGAUCCGGAGCUUCAUGCUGGACGCGAACAACACGCGCGAGCAGCUGUCCGGCAGUCGGUUGAGUUUGGCGGGGAGUUUGACCAGCGUGACCGGAGCUAACGUGAAGAACCGGGCGGAUGCGCUGUUUGGCCAGUUUUUGGAGGUUUUGCAGCGGCGAAGCAGCGAGUCGGAGGUAUUUGAGACGGUGGAGGAUUUGAUCGAGACGUUGGACGAAGCGUUGGGCGGGAUCGGGAAGAUAACGGGAGGGGCGCCUGUUGGAAGGGAGAGAAAAGUGCUGGCGGAGGAAGCUUGGUUGAGCGUUGAGAGGGACACUUGGAAGUUGCUGUUUGCGCUUUACAAGGACCGGCUGGUGGUGCAGAAGGAGGAUUUGGAGGUUGACGAUUUGGUCCUGGGGAAUAGCGAGCGGGCUAUUGUGGAGCAUUUGUAUACGGCCAAUUCGAACCUCCGCGAGUAUCAGCUGAUUGUGGAUUGGCUUGAGCAGACAGCGCUGGAGCAGAACCGGAUGCAGGUUGGUCACUUUACCGAUCGGACGAUUGCCUGGGAGAACACGCUGCACCAGCUGCAGAACGUUGGUUUUACGGCGUUUGGAAGUUCACGGGAAAUCGUAAAGAGCUUGGAUCCGGACGCUCCGGCUCGCGAGCGGCGUCCACUGCACGAUCUGGACCAGGAAGAUCAAGGUCGGCUGUCGCGUCAAAUUUUCAAGGAGAUUCGCUUCGGUCGCAUCGAGGACGCCCAAAACCUUUGCGAGCACUGCGGUCAACCGUGGCGUGCCGCAAUUCUGGAAGGCUGGCGCUUGCAUCACGAUCCCAACUACGAACCGGCGGCGGCCACUUUCGGGGCCGGACUUGUCGCAAAUUUGAAGCAGGCCAUUGAGGGCAAUCCGCGCCGGGAUUUGUGGAAAAAGUUUGCCUGGAAAAUGGCCGAAAGUCGCACCGUCGAUGAAUAUUCUCGUGCGAUGAUUGGGGCCUUCUGUGGCCAUUUGGACGCGCUGCUGGCCGUUCUCGGCGAACACAGCUGGUCUGAUGUUUUGUGGGCGUAUUUGAAAGUCCAGAUUGACAUCCGUGUUGAGAGUGAAAUCCGUUCGCACUGCGUCAAGAGUUACCUUCCAAUGCCGGAAAAGUACUGGAACAACAAAAUGUCGUUGGAGCAAAUCUUCGAAGAGCUUGAAGCGCACAAAAAUCCACGCAUAAAGGUCACAGCACGAGACGUGGACCGCGUCAUCCAGAAGUACCUCAUCCUGGACGACAUCCCUGAGCUUAUGCGCCAACUUGACCAGUGGCUCGCCGAUCCAACCUUCCCGCUGACUGCGCAAAUUCUACGCUUCCUCACCCAUCUGGUGCUGUUCGUGCGUCAAAUUGGUAAACAGUGCCAGGAGGACAUCGGCGACCGUGUCAUCAAGCGGUACGUGGAGUGCCUGAUCCGGUUCGGCGAUCCCCAGCUGGUGGCAUUCUACACGGCGGCCCUUCCCGCCGACCUGCAGCUGUUGAUGUAUUCUAACUUUUUGGAAACAAUCAAGGAAAGUGCCGCCCGCAAACGAGCCCUCGAAGAGGCGUACAACUUUGGGCUGGACGUUCCGGCCAUCACGGUGUACACGGUCGAGAAGGUGCGCAACCGGGAGGAGGACGAGGCCGACGGGAAGCCGCAAGAAGGUGACCUUACUCCGCUGGAUCAGUCCAAGAUCUCCGCCCUAGAGUGGCUCGUGUUCUACCCGAACCAGCGCGGAGAGCUUCUGUGGCAAACGAACGCCCUGAUCCGGGCAUUCCUCGCAAAACGUAACGUCGAGGCAGCUCGCAAAGCGUUCGCCGUGGUCCCAGCCGACACCAUUCAGCAGAUCAUCAACGCGUACGGCUCCAAGGACGACCUGCCGCACAAGGAGGAGGUCAGCAUCAAGGAGUAUCUGUGCCACCAAACGUACCUGGCGGCCAUCGACGGGUACAAUGACUGGGUCGAGUACUACUACAACAUGAAACCCAAGCGGCCGCAGCUGGUCAAGUCAAGCAACUUCACCGAACGUAUCGCGUCCGAGCACCGCGAGCAAACGUACCGCAUGGACCUGGAGCGGUGGCACGCUCAGCUGCAGGAACAAACGACGGUCACGCGCGAUCUGCUGUACAACAUCCUACUCUUCCCCGAGCGCGGCUGGCUGAUGGACCCGGACAACGGCGGCAAGGAAAACGACGACCUGAACGAGGAAGACUGGCGCCACCGCACCGUCCAGAUGGACAGCCUGCGCAAGCUGUGUAUCCCCGACGUGGUGCUGCUGCUGCACCAAAUCUUCACCCUGUCGGAACGGUUCAGCGAAUGCCUACAGCUGGCGGACGUGAUCGGGUCCGAGCAGCGGCAGCUAUACAAGCUGUACUCGAAGCACAAGCUAGCCGAAGUGAUGGCCAAGAUUGCCGAGUCGUCGCUGGCGCUGAUGAACGAAAAGCUGGACCCGUUCGUCGGCGAGGAGGGUAAGAAGAAGUAGGCGGCGGAACGUGCGUAAGGUAGUUUGUGUUUUUUCUUGUUAACAAUAAAAUUCCCCUUUUCUCAUUCUA
Molecule: messenger RNA, 2958 nt
Organism: Culex pipiens pallens (northern house mosquito)
Lineage: Eukaryota; Metazoa; Arthropoda; Insecta; Diptera; Culicidae
Gene: Nup107
Product: nuclear pore complex protein Nup107
Exons: 3
Coding region: 252-2888 (878 amino acids)
Biological process (GO): regulation of DNA-templated transcription; mRNA export from nucleus; post-transcriptional tethering of RNA polymerase II gene DNA at nuclear periphery
Cellular component (GO): nuclear pore; nuclear pore outer ring
Molecular function (GO): structural constituent of nuclear pore
Source: RefSeq, a predicted model, not a curated record